Molecule: messenger RNA, 3548 nt
Organism: Toxotes jaculatrix (banded archerfish)
Lineage: Eukaryota; Metazoa; Chordata; Actinopteri; Toxotidae
Gene: rab4a
Product: RAB4a, member RAS oncogene family
Exons: 8
Coding region: 126-767 (213 amino acids)
Biological process (GO): Rab protein signal transduction; regulation of endocytosis
Cellular component (GO): endosome
Molecular function (GO): GTPase activity; GTP binding
Source: RefSeq, a predicted model, not a curated record
GGAAAAUCUGCUGGAAUCCGCGGAAAUCAUCAACAAGACUAUUUUCCUUUACUUAGCUAGCUGUCAAUCUAUCAACUUCUGUUUCUCAUUUCCUUCCCUUUUACUGUCAAACCGCCACACUGGCGAUGUCGGAGUCGUACGAUUUCCUGUUUAAAUUCCUGGUGAUUGGGAAUGCUGGAACAGGCAAAUCCUGUCUGCUGCACCAGUUCAUAGAGAAGAGAUUUAAGGAUGAGUCCAACCACACGAUUGGAGUGGAAUUUGGCUCCAAGAUCAUCAGUGUGGUCAACAAAAUGGUCAAACUGCAGAUUUGGGACACUGCAGGACAAGAAAGGUUCAGGUCUGUGACCAGAAGUUACUACAGAGGAGCAGCAGGAGCCCUGCUGGUUUAUGAUAUCACCAGUCGAGAGACAUACAACGCCCUGACCACAUGGUUGAGUGAUGCCAGGAUGCUCGCUAGUCAGAACAUCGUCAUCAUCCUGUGUGGAAACAAAAAGGACCUGGACACAGACAGAGAGGUCACGUUCCUUGAGGCUUCACGCUUUGCUCAGGAGAACGAGCUGAUGUUCCUGGAGACCAGCGCUCUAACAGGGGAGAACGUUGAAGAGGCUUUUGUCCAGUGCGCCCGUAAAAUCCUCAACAAGAUAGAAUCAGGAGAACUGGAUCCAGAGAGGAUGGGGUCAGGUAUCCAGUACGGCGACGCCGCGUUACGACAGCUCCGUUCUCCUCGUCGUGCUCAGCCACAGGGCACCCAGGAGUGUGGCUGCUAGUGCAUGUGCCCUGUAACGUACACAGAUAAGUGUGGUUCAGGCAGGUUUUUGAAGACAAGGAGACGAACAGCCACGGGGGACCCAGAGAGCGCUGGGUUCAGGUUGCGGUGCUGGUGACUCCUCCCUGACCUUUUGAUCUUUCGACCUUCGCACGGAACCUUGAGAACCUUCAGAAAACCUUCAGAAAACCGUUGUUGUCAUGGCUGCACCUGCAGAGAGCCACGCCCCUCUCAGACCUCUGAGCAUCUCCAAGGUAACCAGAGACCACCCACCUUCAACAAUCUGCUCCACUAUUGGACCAAACCCUCCCCAGCCCUCCAAUCAGGCUGUGAAUUACUGACAUGUAACUUCUUUCUCUCCUGCCUUUCUACUGAUCUGCCCUCAUACCUGCUUACCUCCCAACUUACCAUAUUUUUGUCUUUCUACUACAUCCCAUCUACACUGAUUACAGGAAUAGUCUACAUUUGGGAAAAUUUGUGUUUGAAAUAAAGAAGAUAUAACUUGCAGCGUUUCCUACAGGCUAGUGAUUUACUUGUGGUGGUGGGUGGCAUGGCAUGUCACCAAUGUCUAUGCAGAGAUUCAUGCAGUUUAGAGAGAGAGUAGGUAAGCCAGGUUAUUAUCAGUACCAACAGUUUAUGCAGUGUCCUCUAAAUGCCUCAUAUGCAGUAGUCGCCUAUAUGUUUCAGGCUAUGGGUGGGAAAACGCUGGUUCAGCAGGUGCGUGGCCAGAACUUAGUUUGAAAAGAGUGAAACAAGAUGUCCUAAGGUUACAUUUAUGUGGGUAGGCUGCACAAGUGGAGACUAUGCAUAGGAAAUGCUGAUAUGUAUAUUAGUUAGCUUUAAAAGUGUUGGCAGGUGGAUUUUGUUUUAAAUUUUGGGACAAGCUAGGCUAGCUUUCCCCCCUAUUUCCAGUCUUUAUGCUAAACUAAGCCAAUCACCACCUGGCUGCAGCUUUAUAAUUACCAGAUAUAAAGUAUUGGUUUCUUUUCAUCUAAGUCUUGGUAAGAAAACACAUUUCCCAAAGUGUAGUGAACUAUUCCUUAUCCACAUCCCUAUUUAAAACCCUUCCCUACUACAGUACUUCUUCUCUUUCUCCAUCCACCUGUUCUGAUUGCCUGUCAACUUCCUUCUCACCUAGUUUUAAACACACCACUAACUGUCUUGUGACUGCUCAUACGUUUUGCACUCCCUGUUUCCCUAAUUUCACUCCCUUCUCAUGUACUUUCACUCCCAGUAAAGUGCCCCCUGGCAAAGCAGCAGCCAAAUUACACUUCAUCAGCUUACCUACACUUACGCCCACCAUCCCUACAUUUCUUGCAUUUUUAACAUCCCAUCAUUCUCUCUGUUACCUUCCUACGCAUCUACUUACCCGUCUGCCUGCUUGCCCGUCUCUUUGCACAGUUCUCUGCCUUUCUAAAUCUCUCCUCCUGUCCCCCUGCAGCAUCUUAUACACUGUAUAGUGUUUCUGUACAUAGAGAUUGACGCAUGUUUUCUCAAACAGAAUUUAAGAGUAUUUCAUUAUGAAGAGAUAUUGUAUGUAUAUUAAAGUAGAUAUCAUAUCCAGCAUCAGGGUUCAUGCACCACUGUAUUAUUAUCAUGUUAAGCUACAAUACACUGGCAACUUGUAAGCAGUAUAUAUGGGCAGUGUACUGUUUGCAGCGAGUAUGUUUGUUUGUAAAUGGGACAAGUUGAUGUGGAUUACAUUAUGGACUAACACAUUUAUGUGGAAAAAUGCUGUUUUAUCUUUGUUCAAGCUCAUAGAUCUACAAAAAAAAAUACAGACAGAGGCAACUCGAAAUGUUCUGCACAGUCAGUUGGUUUUCUGUUGUAGUUCAUUGAAAUCAUUUGUACUGUGAAAGUAACCGUGUCAUCUUUUAAUUCACAGUGGCACAUUCAACAUUCACCGUUAAAUGACAGUGUAACACACUUCUUUGUCCAAAGGAUUCCAGUUAUGACCAAUGACUGAUCUGUUGCACUUACACAGUAAAUGUUGCCUGUUUACAUGAAUACCUGACUGACUGCUGCCAGCUAUUGGUAAAUACUAACUGAAUGCAUUUAGCAAUGGUAUGAAGUUAUCUGAUGUGUGCUUGAUUUUUGUCUCCAAAGAUGCUUUUAUGUCUCUUGUUUUAAACUUUGAAACAGUUCAGCAACAUAAAGCUCUCAACAAAAAACACAAACCAAUACAUUUUUUGACGAUUCUGAUUUAGAGGUGUGUUUUUCAUAGGUGUAUUCAAGCAUUACAACAACAUAUCAAUUAUGUUUUUAUUUUUAUUUUUUUACAUUUUUGCCCCUCAAAAAUUAUGCAUUGAUCUUUUAAAUUAAAUACACUUCAAGCUGUAGAAAUAUUUCAGAUUAGAGUAUCCUCAAGUGUGUGAUCUGAUAGUGGUUUUUCACUGCUCCACAGCAGGUUGCUGUCUUGUGUUUAUGUCAUCAAGUCCUUUGUUCAUAUUUAUGUAUGUUUCUUCUCUCCUCAUAAUGAAUAUCAUGGAUUUUUAAUUUAUUGUGUAUGAUAAAAGCAUAUGUUUUUAAAAUAAAAAUGACUAUAAAUAAAGCAUCUUCUUUUAAAGGCAGAUCUUUUCUUGAAAUCUUAGAAAAAAACACCUUUUUCUAUGACAGGAACUUCCAAUGGAAAAGUUAUUUUCUAUUUAUUCUAUCUAUUUCCAAGGGAAUAAUUGCUUGCUGAAGGGGCUGUUACAUUACUGAUGUUAAAUGUUAUUUAAAGAGAUUUAAUUCAAAGCGUUAAAAAAUGUGUGUAAGUUGGCAGACAGGUGGAAAAGUGAUU